AUGACCCCGGCUGACGCGCUCGGAGCUCUUUUGGGCGACGACGAGAGAGCUUCGGGCAGCGAGCUCGACAUUUUCUCCGUUCACAACUUUGAGCCAGGAUCAGUCUAUCGGACUAAGGCUAGAAUGCACGGUGUCAAGCGAACACGAGUCACGCCUCAAGCGGCCGAGGCGAAGCGGCUGAAGGAUCAAGCGAAGAUUGAAGCAUACGUCGCAUUACAGACGGAGGUGAUGCAGAGAAAGCAGGCGAAAGAGUACACCCCCGAAGCUUUGAAGCGGACCUCUGACCUGCUCGACCUGAACCCAGAGUACUAUACCGUCUGGAACUACAGGCGGCAUAUCCUUCUGCGUGGACUCUUCCCGUCCUGCGCACCAGCUGAAAUAGUCAACCUCCUAGCGGCCGACCUCAGACUAACAACCGCGUACCUGCAAAUACAUCCCAAGGUUUACUGGAUAUGGAACCACCGGAUGUGGUGUCUCGAGAACGUGCCCCUCGGUCCUGGCCCUGAUGCCUCUGACGAACCCGGAAGCUCGGCAGCAGCUACGACGGGCAAGGAAGGGCGCGAGGGAUGGCGGAAUGAGUUCUGGAAGACCGAGUUGAGGAUGUUGGAGGCUAUGCUGGAUGCUGAUCCUCGGAAUUUCCACGCAUGGGGAUACCGCCGCUACGUCGUCCGCUCCCUCCCAGCUUCUUUCACUCCAAAACGGACGCCGCAAGACGAGCUCCGCUACACCCAGAAGAAGAUCGAAGCGAACUUUUCCAAUUUUUCAGCUUGGCAUCUCCGGACGAAGCUUCUCGGGGGUCUCUGGGAGGAGAUGGAUCCAGGCGAGGUGAAAGCGGCGAAAGAUGCAGAAUUUGAGCUUGUCACACAAGCAUUAUGGACAGAUCCGAACGAUCAGUCUGGGUGGCUGUAUCAUCGAUGGCUGAUCGGUGCCGCUCCGCCAGAGGAUGUGUUGCGGAGGGAAGUCAAGAACAUCCGGGAGUUGCACGAGACUGAGCCAGAUUCGAAUUGGUGUAUGAAUGCGCUGGCGCAUCAUUGUACCCUUCUUUCAACGAUGGCGGCGUCUGAUGAGGGAGAGAAGCUUAGAUUGGAAGCCAGGGGACUGUAUGAGCGGCUAGAGGUCGUUGAUGCGGACCGCAAGGAGCGAUAUCGAGAUAUGGCUCAACGAACGCUAUCAUAA
Dioszegia hungarica is the source of this 1176-nucleotide messenger RNA. RefSeq lists its product as uncharacterized. Gene Ontology annotation, molecular function: Rab geranylgeranyltransferase activity. The transcript is spliced from 8 exons. Gene Ontology annotation, biological process: protein geranylgeranylation. The coding region runs from base 1 to 1176 and encodes 391 amino acids. The record is from RefSeq and is a predicted model, not a curated record. Gene Ontology annotation, cellular component: Rab-protein geranylgeranyltransferase complex; cytoplasm. Lineage: Eukaryota; Fungi; Basidiomycota; Tremellomycetes; Tremellales; Bulleribasidiaceae.